Pistacia vera is the source of this 958-nucleotide messenger RNA. Its product is annotated as major strawberry allergen Fra a 1-2-like. The transcript has 2 exons. The coding region runs from base 110 to 574 and encodes 154 amino acids. Gene Ontology annotation, cellular component: nucleus; cytoplasm. Gene Ontology annotation, biological process: abscisic acid-activated signaling pathway; defense response. The record is from RefSeq and is a predicted model, not a curated record. Lineage: Eukaryota; Viridiplantae; Streptophyta; Magnoliopsida; Sapindales; Anacardiaceae. Gene Ontology annotation, molecular function: signaling receptor activity; protein phosphatase inhibitor activity; abscisic acid binding.
CCACUUCUAACAUCUCCACCAAUAAAAUCUCCUUACUUAUCAGUAAUCACUUCUCAUUCUUCCUUUUCAUUUUCACUUACUUAAAACUUUUAUACUUUUUAAGGUAAUCAUGGGAGUUGUCACCGGUGAAAUUGAGGUCGCUAGUGUCCUCCCCCCAGCCAAGAUGUUCAAGGCCUCUGUCCUUGACGCUGAUCAACUCUUCCCCAAGAUUAUGUCACAAGCUAUUAAGAGUGCCGAACUCAUCGAAGGAGAUGGAGGGGCUGGAAGCAUCAGGAAAGUUAACCUUGUGGAAGACGACACUUACAUGAAGCAAAAGGUUGAUGCACUAGACAAAGAAAACUACGUGCACUGCUAUACCAUCUUUGAAGGUGACAUGUUAGCUAACAAAUUCGAGAAAAUUACUUAUGAGACCAAGUGGGUGUCAUCUCCUGAUGGAGGAUCCAUCUUCAAGUCCACUGUCAAAUUCUACACCUUACCUGGCUUCGAUGUUCCAGCAGAGAAUUUAAUUAACAAGGCAAAAGAAAAGACAGCCGUCAUGGUCAAGGCUGUUGAAGCAUACCUCCAGGCCAAUUAAUCCUGAUGCCUAUUAAGAUGUUAUAUGUGUUUGCUUAUAUAUGUCAAGUUUUAUGUGUGCCCUGCGCUACAAAUUGCCUAAAAUAAGUGGAUCAUGGAUGAUGGAUCCAUGAUUCGAACUUCGAAGUAUUGUUUGAUCGAAUUUCCCUUUGCCAUGAUAAUGUUAAUUAAUAAGCCCUUGGGAAUGAUCAAAAGUGGUUUGUUGUAGGAUCUUUUACGUAUUAUUAUAUAUAUAUUUUUUUCAAAGAGUGAUUAUGUAAGGAUUAGACCAAGCCUUGCUUUUGUUGUAUUCAAAGGAAUCCGCCAAAAAACAAAGACUUAAAAAGUCAAAUAUGUUUGUAUCAUUUUCAUUGAAUACAAGUUGAUGUAGGUACGUUUAUUAAUA